AUGGCUGAUGCUAGUGCUGGUGGAGCAGCUAGAUCUGAGACCGGGAAGUCCCAGGCAGCACACCUCAUUGAUCUGGUGCAAGAGAAACUGAGCCUGGCGCAGCUGCACUUUAUGCAGCAGGUGGAACUCUCCAAGUGGCAGAAAACAUUUCCGCAGCGGCGGGAACGGAACAUCCUAACCGGCCUGAGCAUCGGGGCCUUGGUGUUGGCCAUUUAUGGCUAUACAUUCUACUCAGUGGCCCAGGAGUGGUUCCUAGAUGAUUUGGAAGACAAGGUCAAAGCUGCUACAGUGAAAGCUGCUAGAGUGAAAGCUGCCGGGACCAACAGCCCUUGA
Molecule: messenger RNA, 333 nt
Organism: Trichosurus vulpecula (common brushtail)
Lineage: Eukaryota; Metazoa; Chordata; Mammalia; Diprotodontia; Phalangeridae
Product: cytochrome c oxidase assembly factor 3 homolog, mitochondrial-like
Exons: 1
Coding region: 1-333 (110 amino acids)
Biological process (GO): mitochondrial respiratory chain complex IV assembly
Cellular component (GO): mitochondrial inner membrane
Source: RefSeq, a predicted model, not a curated record